AUGAUUGGGGCAGUGUUCGACUGGUUCGGGGGCAGCCGGUUCGCCCAGUGGGAACUCGUUGAUGCGAGAGGCCCGGCAGAAGCUCGAAAGCUGGUAGCGUUUUGGGCUUGCCUGCCUGUUUUGCUGAUGCUCGGUUUUUUGAAGCUUUUGGAUUUGGGACAACUGGAAUGGUCCAGUGGUCCGCCUUUACCGGUUUCGUGCGCGGGGCAUAGCUUGAUUGUAUCCGACAAGACACUCAUCGCUCUCGUUGGGAUCCCAUCAGAUGUGAAGUUGCGUGUUUAUAAAAUGGACACCACCCUCGCAACUGGCUGGUCACUUUUAGCCACGUCAGGAGAAGCUCCGGUUGCAACACGCGGUCACUCUGCUAGCAUGAUUGAUAACAAAACAUGGGUGUUCGGUGGCGAAACUUUUUGCGGUGACUUAUGCAAUGGAAUGCACAUCCUCGAUUUGAACAGCAACAAGUGGGAGGCGGUUAAUUCAAGCGGGUGCGUUCCAUGUCCCCGUUCAUUUCACGGGGUUGCUGUGAGUAAUGGCGGUCUUGUGUACCUCUUUGGUGGCCGUAUAGCGUCCGGUUUCUGCCAGGACGUUUAUGUUCUGGAUCCUAAAGACCGGCACUGGUCCCCGUGUUCUCGUAUGCUUAAACCGGGGGCAUGUUUUGGAAAUGCUGUGGUUGGAGACGAAUGCUACUUCGUAGGCGGCAAACAAGAAACGUUUCUCUUCAACAUGAAAACGCUUAACUGGACACUCGUGGCUGUGGAACCACGUCUCGCUACCGAGGGCCUGACUCUAGUGCACGCAAGAAUGAAUAGUCAAGACACUCUGAUAGCCUUGUGGGGUGCGGAGUUCGGUGUUUUCAUGAUGAAGACUAUGUCGUCCUACCGUGUGCCACUGAAAGCAGACACUGGAUUGAUCCAUGUCAGGGAAGCAGAUGGGUCAGUCCUUGGCGUGUUCAGUGCUCCCGAUGUGGGAAAGCCGGCAGUGGAGAUUAUCCAAGCUCUCCACUGGCAAACUGGUCAGACUGGCGGUUUGAUGAGAGCUAUCACGAAAGUUGGCGUCACCGGUAGCGAUCUUGUGUAUCCGGGGGAGGAACUAAUCUUUUGUGCUCCAAGCAUCCUCGGCCGUGGUCAGCUUGAUCUUAAUCUACAGUCCAUGGAUGUCAAGGAGUGCGAGAAAUUCCUUUCCCAGAUGAAGAUCAAGGUGAUUAGUGGACAGGGAUGGUUAGAGCCUUCCACGACUAUACAGGCGGAGGCCUUUAGCUGGAAACCGGGGACGAGAAAGGCGAUGAUCGACAGAAUAUUUGAGUACCUAGAUAACGUGAAUGUUCUAUAUCAAUGGUCGAUGAUGGGCUACCAACGUGGCAAAGUCGAGAAGAUAUCAAGCUCCUCUCCUUUCCCGUACAAGCUCACAUUUCAGCUUCCUCUAGAGCUCAGGUACUACUACCUUGGCGAUCUUGUCGCGGUGGCCCUGUGGGUGGAGCAGGAGAUUAACGAUAAGGGCAUGUGGAAGGCUCUGGUUUCGUUGCUAGCCUUGAACAUCAAGAACCAUACACUCAAGCCAUGGAUGGUGAUUACAGACCUGAAGGAAGAGUGGCACUUUGCUUGGAUGGACGGGGCAUGUAUGUUUGUGUGCAAAGCCAGGGGCAGGUAUGAAGGACUCGGCAUCCUUUAUGACUUGCAUCACGAUUAUGACAAAACACAUAUCAAUGAGGACCGUGGUCCGUUUUCAAGUCUGCCUACUGUCUUCACACGGGAUAGUAUUGGAUUAACUUGUGAUACUAGCCACAAGGAGGUGUAUCCCGUUGUUUUUCCCAGCGCCACAAAAGAUGGUGAGGCUUUGGUUCCCUUCUGGUUCCCGCCAGUUGAAGACCUUUACGGGGUUUAUGAAGAUGAUGAGGGUGUUGAAGAUGAUGAAGACGUUGGAGACGAUGAAGGCGUUGAAGAUGAUGAAGACGUUGGAGACGAUGAAAACUUUGAAAAUGAGGAUGAUGACCAAGACAACAAAGAUGAACCAACAGCUUCUGCCUGUUUUGAUUUCCAAAUGCAACGUUGGCCUAAACGACCCAGCAGUCGUGCCCGCACAGCCGCUGUUGCUCUUACUUGUGCAGCAGUGGAGAACAUGAGAACCUAG
Molecule: messenger RNA, 2127 nt
Organism: Selaginella moellendorffii
Lineage: Eukaryota; Viridiplantae; Streptophyta; Lycopodiopsida; Selaginellales; Selaginellaceae
Exons: 11
Coding region: 1-2127 (708 amino acids)
Molecular function (GO): protein binding
Source: RefSeq, a predicted model, not a curated record